GACGCGGGAGGGCUUGGGUAAGGGCGCCGGAGAAGCAGGUGGAGUAGGGGACAGAGUAGGGAGCGAGGCAGGCCAGAGGGAGGACCGGGACUUUCGGGGGACGGAGGCCAACGGUGGGAGCUGAGGGACGCGCCACCGGCUGCUUGGUUCUCGGGAGAACAGAUCCUCCACAGUUCUUGCCCCAUCAGCCCAGGUCUAGAUUUGCUGGGCGAGCUAUGGCUAUCUGAGGCAAACAUGGGCUUCUCCCCUAGGCUGUAGCAUCUUGGAUGACCCACAGUCACUUGAGUUUCUGAUCAUAGACUCCAAGAAGGAAGUGAACAUGUCUGUCCCACUUGGUAUCCUAAUCCUAGCACAAGGCUGGCCUGAUUUAUAGGCAGUCCAGAGUGCUGAUAACAUGGAGAGGAAAAUCCCGUCCAGAGAGAGCCCCAGAAGACUCUCAGCCAAGCAGGGCAGAGGCACAGAGAUGAAGAAAGCGGCUCGUCAGCUCGGUGCGGUGGCUGCCGAGUCAGAUAAGGACUCUGGAUUUUCAGAUGGAAGCUCAGAAUGUCUGAGCUCCGUAGAGCAGAUGGAGUCCGAGGACAUGCUGAGUGCCCCAGGCUGGAGCAGAGAAGACAGACUGCGGCAGAGCUCCCGAGCUGCAGACGGCGCCUUCCCCGCGCUGUCCCCCAUGGUCGUCAUGAAAAACGUGCUGGUCAAGCAGGGCAGCAGCUCCUCGCAGCUCCAGUCAUGGACUGUCCAGCCAUCCUUUGAAGUGAUCUCAGCGCAGCCACAGCUCUUCGUCCUUCAUCCCCCUGUGCCAUCUCCUGUCAGCCCAUGUCACACCACUGAGAAAAAGUCAGACUCCAGAAACUACUUGCCCAUUCUGAAUUCUUAUGCCAAAAUAGCCCCACAUCCAGGCAAAAGGGGCCUUUCCCUUGGCACGGAAGAAAGAGGAGCAAGCAGAACACAGAAGAAGGUCUGCACUGAGAGACUGGGCCCCGGCUUGUCUUCCAGCGAGCCGACCAAGACUGGCACCGUACCAUCCAGACCCCCUACUCCAGCUCCACCCAGCGCCAAACUAGCCGAGGACUCCGCUCUGCAGGGUGUGCCCUCCCUGGUGGCAGGUGGAAGUCCACAGACACUCCAGCCCGUGUCCAGCAGCCACGUGGCGAAGGCGCCCAGCCUAACCUUCGCUUCCCCUGCCAGUCCCGUCUGCGCCUCUGACAGUACUCUGCACGGCUUGGAGAGCAGCUCUCCCCUUUCUCCACUGUCAGCCAAUUAUAGCUCGCCUCUGUGGGCUGCAGAGCGCCUCUGCCGCAGCCCAGAUAUCUUUUCUGAGCAGCGGCAGAACAAACACAGGCGCUUUCAGAAUACUCUAGUUGUCCUGCACAAGUCCGGCUUGCUGGAGAUCACCUUGAAAACCAAGGAGCUGAUUCGUCAGAACCAGGCAACUCAGGUGGAACUAGACCAGCUGAAGGAGCAAACCCAGCUGUUUAUAGAGGCCGCAAAGAGCAGGGCUCCUCAGGCCUGGGCCAAGCUGCAAGCGUCUCUCAUGUCUGGGUCCAGUCGUCCUGGCAGUGAUCCGGAAGCAUAUAGCACAGACCGCCCAGACAUAUAGCACAGAAGCAUAUUUUCCAGCCGUUUGCGUGGUCCUUCUAACUCUUCUUGCUGUUAAACCUCCACCCAUUUCCCAAAGCCUCCGUAAGCACUUUUCCUUCAAAGCUCACUUCUGAGGCCACGUGCCAGCCCUUGCUGCCGUCUCCACCUGAGGUCUGUGCAGAGGUCAUGUAGGUCUCCAUUCCCGAGGACCUCUGACUCCAGUGUUCCCAAGUCCUUUUUCCUUAGCCUGUAGGCACUUUCUUGAUCAUGGGGCAGAGCAGGAAAGAAGAUUGUGUGGGGCUCUUCUGUCACUUCCCACCAUCCCAUUUGUUAACUGGAUUAAGGAUGCAAUAACAUGGAUGAGCAGACAGUGAUACUUAUCAAGCCAGGAGUAGGUAAUGGGGGGAUGCGUGCAUAGAUCUUCCUGUGAGGAGGCCUGUGCCAAGCAAGGCCUAUCAUGCUUUGGGCACAGGUCAUGCCUGGGUGCAAACAGUUAAUCACAUACAGCUUUGUUUUGAUAAGCUUGAAAGUCAAGGGAAAGGGUAGUACCAUUUGAGUUGCACAAUUUGAUCACAAGCCAGAUUUUAUCUAGUCAAGUAGGCAAAAUACUUCAUAUUUUAAUGGUAUGGAUUGGAUUCAUUACCAUCUGGAAUUGUAGGUGGUGGAUUAUUAUAUUGAUUGACAACCUAAAGGAAAAGUAGCAAAUGCUAGCAUCUCUUGGUUAGCAGAUGGAGGGUUCUGGUAGCUCAUACUUUCUUCAAACAAUGAAAACAUUUUUUGUCUGAAAAGCUCAAGGAUAGCUUCAGUGUUCUUUUUUUUUUUUAGCUUCAGUCAUUCUUGAAGGUAUGAGUUGCCCCCCUGCUGCCACUAUAGCUGGGUGCUUUGCUUUGUUUUUAUAGUAGAGGGAAGACUUGAUUAUACUUCUAAACCUUGAAUUAAAUCAUCUUUAGGCUAUGAUCAUAAGGCCACAAAAUAUUGAAAAGCCUUUUGGUUUUUUUGUUUUUUGAGAUGCUCUCACUGUGUAGCUCAGAUUACUGACCUUGAACUCACUGUGUAACCCAGGCUACA
Molecule: messenger RNA, 2646 nt
Organism: Octodon degus (degu)
Lineage: Eukaryota; Metazoa; Chordata; Mammalia; Rodentia; Octodontidae
Gene: Cipc
Product: CLOCK interacting pacemaker
Exons: 6
Coding region: 395-1597 (400 amino acids)
Biological process (GO): negative regulation of circadian rhythm; negative regulation of DNA-templated transcription
Cellular component (GO): nucleus
Source: RefSeq, a predicted model, not a curated record